This is a messenger RNA of Fusarium musae, 918 nucleotides long. RefSeq lists its product as uncharacterized. The record is from RefSeq and is a predicted model, not a curated record. Lineage: Eukaryota; Fungi; Ascomycota; Sordariomycetes; Hypocreales; Nectriaceae. The coding region runs from base 1 to 918 and encodes 305 amino acids. The transcript is spliced from 5 exons. Gene Ontology annotation, molecular function: methyltransferase activity.
AUGGCGGCACAAAUUGAAGCUGAACCUGAGUUGGAUGUUGGGAACGACACGGAGAGUAACUUUAGUGCUGAUAGGGCCCCCAACGACGAGGCGCAACUCGAAGCACUUGAUCUCAUCCAUCACUGGUUGACAUUGAUGCUCGACGACAAACUCUUCCUUGCUCCCAUCGGCGAUAACCCUCAGAAAAUCCUCGACAUCGGUACAGGGACCGGAAUCUGGGCUAUAAACGUAGCAGACGAAUACCCAUCAGCCAGCGUUAUUGGUACAGACAUCACGCCAACCCAGCCAAGCUUCGUUCCCCCAAAUGUCGAGUUUCAGAUCGAUGAUGCUCAACUCGAAUGGACCUUUGAACCUGAAUCUUUUGACUUUAUCCACAUUCGAUAUCUUCAGGGCACCAUUGCCGAUUGGGAUAGGUUGUAUGGCCAGAUGUUCAAGGCUCUCAAGCCAGGUGGUUGGUUUCAGCACAUAGAGCCCGAUCUUCAAAUGCUUUCCCAAAACCCCGAGAUCAAAGUCGACGACGAGCAGUACGCAUCCCUCCCCCCUCCCCUUCUUUUCACAAAACUUAACAAAGUCAGUAUCUUCACACGCUGGGCAAAAAUCUUCACCCAAGUCGGCGACACAAUCGGCUGCACAUUCGACUUCUCCAACGGCAAGCUCUCAACCCUCGCCAAAGACGCCGGCUUCGUAUCCGUAACUCCGCAAACGCACAGAAUCCCUGUUGGGCGCUGGCCAAAGGAUAAGAAAAAGAAAGAGCUCGGUACUUUUGUGGGAUUGUCGUUUAGCCAGGCGCUCGAUGGUUUUGUGAAAUUACCGCUUUGUGAGAUUCUUAAGUGGUCGCCCGAAGAGAUGCAGCUUUUUGCGGCGGAGAUGAGAAAGAUUCUUAUGAAUCCUAAGACGCAGGCUUAUGGUCAUGUGUAA